GACGCCGACAGCAUCAGCCUCGAGCUGCGCAAGCCCGACGGCACCCUCGUCUCCUUCACCGCCGACUUCAAGAAGAAGAACCCACGGGCAGUGCGGCAGGCUGAGGAGGUGCGGGGCCUAGAGCACCUGCACAUGGACAUCGCCGUCAACUUCAGCCAGGGGGGCCUGCUGAGCCCCCAUCUUCGCAACGUGUGUGCCGAGGCCGUGGAUACCAUCUACACCCGCCGGGAGGACGUCCGCUUCUGGCUGGAGCAAGGUGUGGACAGCUCCGUGUUUGAGGCUCUGCCGGAGGCCUCGGAGCAGGUGCACCUGUCCCGCUGCGGGCAGGUGGGGGAUGGCGGGAAGCCCUGUGUCUGCCGCUACGGCCUGAGCCUGGCCUGGUACCCCUGCAUGCUCAAGUACUGCCACAGCCGUGACCGGCCGGCCCCCUACAAGUGCGGCAUCCGCAGCUGCCGGAAAAACUACAGCUUCGACUUCUCGGUGCCCCAGCGGCAGCUGUGUCUCUGGGAUGAGGACCCCUAGCUGGGCUGGGGUGAAAGGGGGCCGUCUCUGAGUUCGAUGCUCUGGGUCCACCGCCCUUCCCCCAGCCACUGGAGGGGGUGGCCGCCCCCCACUGAGGCCUUAUCUCCCUUCUCUUCCCUUGAUCCCGGAGCCUCUGGCCCCAUCACUCAAGACUGUGAAAAGGGGUGUGGCAUGGCAGGGGUUAACUCAUGAAGGCAGCCCCCACUCCCACCCUGUGCCUCCCUUGGGGACAGAGAGAAGGGGGUUCUCCGGAUGUGUCCCCCUCCCCUUCAUCUCCCCUGAAGUGUUCUCUUUCAAGCAAACAAAAUGUGAUGGCCCGUGAUUCUGUUGAACUCUUUGAAGGUUUAGACCCGAAAAGGUGUCUGUGCCUGUUACACCGACCUCCCCCCGCCCCGCCCCCACACACACACGCACCCCCACUCCCCCAUCUGGAAGGAGCUGGCUGGCCCCUCUGCACCAUCAAAUGCCCAACGAGGAGGGGACCACGUCUCAGCGAGGGGGCCGUCGGGGACCAUUGCCAUAGCCCCUCCACCAGAUCACAGUGCAUUCUGCUCAGUGCUGUCCUCCCAACACUGGGGCAGGUGAGGGCCUCCCAGCCCGGACACAAACCACACGUGCCUUUCCCCAGACCCAGACUGUUGGGAGAGCAGGCCCCAGCUUCCCUCCUCGAGACAGAAAUAUUUUUUGUAAAGUUCUGGGGCGGGGGGGAGCACGAAGUAUGAGGAAAACUUGAAUUCCAGAUUUUUAAUGCAAAGUAUUUAUCAUUUGUACCAGAAAUAAAAGUUUAAAUUUUUAUUUGACAGCUCGUCGCCGAGUUCUGAAAGAACUCUUGGCCAAUGCUGCCACCUGGUGGCAGGAGGGGCGUUCGCUCUGCCGGGGACCAGUCUCGACACACCGCUAAGGCACCUGCUGUGUGCUCACUCGCUGUGCAGCAGGGAGUGGAUGGACCCGGGACGUAUUAGGGAAGGAUAAGACAAAACUUCUGCACUUAAGAAGAAGAGACAUAGAUGAGCAAGUCAGACAGUAACAGUAUAAAUAGAUUAAGGCAAGCAAUAAGGCAAAAACUCCGGAACCAAACUGCCAGGGUCCAAAUCCUGGCGUGGCUUAUUUCCUGUGCAAUCUUGGGUCAAGUCACUUUACCUUCCUGUGCCUCAGCGCUCUCCGCUAUAAAAUGGGCUUAAUUGUGAGGCUUACAUGGGUGUUCAUACAUCUGAAGUGCCCGGCACAAUAGUGUUCAUUUUAUUCGCUAUUAUUAAUAUCGUUACUGUUAGUGAAAAGAGCAGGUAUUUCCUCACCUGUACACCUGAGACGGCUAAGCCAGACAUCCUGAAGGUCUCUGUGCUUCCAAAGUACCUUCCAGUUUGAAGAGACUGUAAUAGGAAGUGCCGAGCCGGGUGUUGGAGAACUUU
Molecule: messenger RNA, 1931 nt
Organism: Puma concolor (puma)
Lineage: Eukaryota; Metazoa; Chordata; Mammalia; Carnivora; Felidae
Source: RefSeq, a predicted model, not a curated record